AUGGCGCCGCUGGUCGACAAUCCUCAGAUCAAGCAGGCCGAGCUGCUGCGCCCGCUAUCAUUCCAUUUGCACGCCUAUGUUUGGCCCUUUGCCAUCAUCUGGCCCAUCUUCCUCCGAUACUACUUGACUCCCGACCUGUACGAGACCUACAUUGGUGCGCCAGAAUGGACGUUUGUUUGGUGUGGUACCAUCAUCACUCUUCAGUCUCUUGUCUGGCUUAGCACACACUGGAGCGUAGCUCUGGAGGGUCGCUUCAAGGCCACCAAGGUCAAUACUGUCGAAGAGGCUCAAUUGAUCAAGGUUCUGCCCAUUGCCAACGCUGGUUCUGGCGAAAUUUGCAAGCUUGUGCGCGAAAAGGUUGGUGGUAAGGUCAAUACGUCGUUCCUCUUCCAGAAACGCCGUUUCAUCUACGAUGCCGAGGCAAAGUCCUUCUCUACGAUCCGAUACGAAAUCGACUCCGAACCCAAGCCCGCCAUCGGUCACUUCCAAACCUUUAGGGGUCUUGAGAAGCAGUCUGAUCUUACCCGAGCCGAGCAGAACUAUGGAACCAACACUUUCGAUAUUCCCGUUCCCACCUUCACCGAGCUCUUCAAGGAACACGCCGUGGCACCAUUCUUUGUGUUUCAGAUUUUCUGUGUUGGCCUGUGGUUGCUCGAUGAGUAUUGGUACUACUCGCUCUUCACCCUGUUCAUGCUUGUCGCUUUCGAAAGCACCGUCGUAUGGCAGCGUCAGCGCACUCUGAAUGAGUUCCGUGGCAUGAGCAUUAAGCCCUACGACAUCUGGGUAUUCCGUCUUGGAAAAUGGACCGAGGUGCAAACCGACGCUCUUCUCCCUGGAGACCUCGUCUCCGUCGGACGAACCAAGGAAGAUAGUGGUGUGGCCUGUGACAUGCUGUUGGUUGAAGGAACUGCAAUUGUCAACGAAGCUAUGCUUUCUGGAGAAAGUACACCACUUCUCAAGGACUCUAUCCAACUGCGUCCCUCCGAUGCAGUACUCGAUACUGAAGGUCUCGAUAAGAAUGCCUUCCUUUGGGGCGGUACCAAGGUUCUUCAGGUUACGCACGGUAACCCUGAACAGGAGAAACCCAAGCUCGCAUCUGGUGUUCCCACCCCUCCUGACAAUGGUGCCAUGGCCAUCGUGACCAAGACUGGAUUCGAGACGUCACAGGGUAGCCUGGUUCGCACCAUGAUUUACUCUACCGAACGUGUUUCAGCCAACAACUUUGAGGCCCUUCUCUUCAUUCUGUUCCUCCUUAUUUUCGCAAUCGCCGCUUCUUGGUAUGUUUGGGAUGAAGGCGUUCGCAAGGACAGGAAACGAUCCAAGCUUCUGCUUGACUGCAUCUUGAUUGUCACCAGUGUCGUUCCACCAGAACUCCCCAUGGAACUCAGUCUAGCCGUCAAUACUAGUUUGGCUGCACUUUCCAAACUUGCUAUUUUCUGCACCGAGCCCUUCAGAAUUCCCUACGGCGGUCGUAUCGAUAUUGCCUGCUUCGACAAGACGGGCACUCUUACUGGUGAAGAUUUGGUUGUCGAAGGUAUUGCCGGGCUUGGCCUGGCAGAUUCCGAUGUCGUCGACAAAAAGGAAGCCGACGGAGCUCACUCAACCAUGGUAUCUGUCACUGAAGCCGGCAUUGAAACACAACUCGUCCUCGCCACCGCCCAUGCCCUCGUCAAACUAGACGAAGGUGAUAUCGUCGGUGACCCCAUGGAGAAGGCUACUCUUUCUUCCCUUGGCUGGGCUCUAGGCCGCAAUGACAUCUUGGCAAGCAGGAACAAGAACAGUGGUACACAAGGCACCGUGCAGAUCAAGCGUCGAUUCCAGUUCUCUUCGGCUCUCAAGCGCCAGAGCUCAGUCGCCAUGGUUAACGGUAUUUCUAAGUCUGGCAAGAAGGUGAGGGGCACUUUUGUAGGUGUCAAAGGUGCUCCGGAAACCAUCAUGAAGAUGUUGGUGGACGUUCCCGCGGAUUACGAGGAGACUUUCAAGUACUUUACUCGCAAGGGAUCCCGUGUCUUGGCCCUGGCUUAUAAGCAGCUCACAGUUGAUUCUGAGCUUGGCUCUGGCAAGAUUAAUGACUUGAAGCGUGAAAAGGUCGAAGCCGAUCUCCAUUUUGCUGGCUUCUUGGUUCUGCACUGCCCGUUGAAGGAGGACGCAAAGGAGGCUGUUCAAAUGCUUAAUGAGAGUAGCCACCGCGUUGUCAUGAUUACCGGAGACAAUCCCUUGACUGCCGUCCACGUCGCUCGCGAGGUCGAAAUUGUUGAUCGAGACGUUCUCAUCUUAGAUGCACCUGAAGACAAUGCCAGCGGAAACAAGCUGAUCUGGAGGAGCGUUGACGACAAGGUCAGCAUUCCUGUUGAUGCCACCAAACCCAUUGACGCCGAAAUUCUCAAGACAAAGGACCUCUGCGUUACCGGAUAUGCUCUGGCGCAGUUCAAGGAUCAGGCCGGGUGGAACUCCCUGCUUCGUCACACUUGGGUCUACGCUCGAGUCUCGCCCAAGCAAAAGGAGGACAUUCUUCUUGGUCUCAAGGAUAUGGGCUACUACACUCUCAUGGCUGGCGAUGGCACCAAUGAUGUCGGCGCUCUCAAACAGGCACACAUUGGUGUUGCCCUGCUCAAUGGUACAAAGGAGGACUUGACUCGCAUCGCUGAACACUCGAGAAACACCAAGAUGAAGGAAGUUUACCAGAAGCAGUGUGAUUUGAUGAAACGUUUCAACCAGCCAACUCCUCCUGUUCCUGUCAUGAUCGCCCACCUGUACCCCCCUGGACCCAGCAACCCCAACUACAUGAAGGCCGCCGAACGCGAGGCCAAGAACAAGAACAUGACCACCGAGGAUUACAUCAGAGCACAGGGCCACCCAACCGAAACUAUUGUGUCCCCUGGCGCGCAGAGCUUGGUCAACGCCCAAGAUUCUCGCCAAGCCGAGGUUCAGAAGAAGGCCGCUGGGCUAGCUGACAAACUUGCAUCUGGAAUGAUGGAAGCCGAGUUGGGUGACGACGAACCCCCAACUCUGAAGCUCGGUGAUGCAUCCGUCGCCGCUCCCUUCACUUCUAAGCUCCGAGAUGUUAUUGCCAUUCCCAACAUUAUCCGCCAAGGUCGAUGCACGCUCGUUGCCACAAUCCAGAUGUACAAGAUCCUCGCUCUGAACUGCCUCAUUAGUGCCUACUCUCUCUCCGUCCUGUACCUUGAGGGUAUCAAGUUUGGCGAUACUCAGUACACAAUCAGUGGUAUGCUCAUGUCCGUCUGCUUCCUCAGCAUUUCCCGCGCCAAGGUCGUCGAAGGCUUGAGCAAAGAGCGACCUCAGCCCAACAUCUUCAACAUUUACAUCAUCGGCUCCAUCCUCGGCCAAUUCGCCAUUCACAUCGUGACUCUCAUCUACAUCGCUCGUCUCUGCGAAAAGAUUGAGCCACGCUCUGGCCUCGUCGAUCUCGAAGCUGAAUUCGAGCCAUCUCUCCUCAACUCUGCCAUCUAUCUCCUCCAGCUCAUCCAGCAAGUCUCAACCUUUGCCAUUAACUACCAGGGCCGCCCAUUCCGCGAAUCCCUCUCCGAGAACAGAGCCAUGUUCUACGGCAUCCUGGGCGUAUCCGGCCUCGCCUUCGUCUGCGCCCUCGAAUUGAUGCCCGAAAUCAACGAACAGAUGAAACUUGUCAAAUUCACCGAGGAAUUCAAGAUUAAAAUGGCUGUUGUCAUGGCUCUCGACUACGUCCUCUGCUUCGUCAUCGAGAAGGGUCUCAAGGCCGGAUUCAGCGACUACCACUCCCGUGAUAUCGCUGAGCGUCGUCCCGAACAGCUCGAGCGCGAAAAUGCCCGCAAGAAGAUUGAAUUUGAGAAGAAGGCUGCUGAGGAAGAGGCAAAGAGGAUGGAAAAAGUGGCCGAGUUUGAGAGACAGGUCGCUGAGAGGAGACAAAAGCUGGAGGAGUGGAGGACCGGGCGUCGUGCUCAGUAA
Pochonia chlamydosporia 170 is the source of this 3945-nucleotide messenger RNA. RefSeq names its product cation-transporting ATPase 4. Gene Ontology annotation, cellular component: endoplasmic reticulum membrane. The transcript has 3 exons. Lineage: Eukaryota; Fungi; Ascomycota; Sordariomycetes; Hypocreales; Clavicipitaceae. The coding region runs from base 1 to 3945 and encodes 1314 amino acids. The record is from RefSeq and is a predicted model, not a curated record. Gene Ontology annotation, molecular function: P-type ion transporter activity; nucleotide binding. Gene Ontology annotation, biological process: intracellular calcium ion homeostasis.